CUGACAGUUGUAUCGCCAACAUUUUUCUCAUGUCAUCUAGAUCACUGCUGGAGCUGCCGAUUCUGAUCUUCACUUCAGUUCAGGCUGCACAGAUGAUGACGGCUGUCAGGCUAAUGCUUUCUGAGCGUCCACUGCAACGUUGAGUUAAAAUGGCCCAAAGCUGUGGCUCUUUUAUUCAGGAGGCCUGUGUGCUGCUGGAUAAGUUCAGAGCUGAUGGUAGAUGUCCAGAUGUUUUACAGGACCUAAAGGUACAGAACAAAGACGUUCCACUGAGGAAGUUCACUCUUGAUGUKGUUUAUGGAUGUAUUGAGCAUAAAAAGAUGCUGGAUGUUGUURUCGGUGCAUUCUAUGGCCAGAAUAGAAACUGGCUGUCUAAAAGUCAUCACAGCCAGUUUGUCAUCGUCUGUUAUCUUGUCACGUUUGCUCUUGACGAACUUGGACUUGAGAAGUUUGGCAACAUUAUUGAAUCUCUUGGCGUUACAAAGAUGCACUUGUUUUUGAAUUUUUUCUUCUCAAACCUGACCUCGUGGAUACAAGACGAGUGGAGCAGCUUCUACGAUGCUGACUUUGUGGAGAAGCAAUGGAUUAUUCCUUUACUCGGAUGGCGCCCUGAGAUCGAUAGUCUCAUGGAUCAGCUUGCUGCCAAAAYAUCUCAAAGGAGUCAGGUCACAAAAGCUAAAGUUAAAACUACCCAGCCUCAGGAGUUCAACUUCAGCAAACCCAAACCUCAUCUGCCCCCACCUCUGCCAGAACGGACCCCCGAGCCGGAGAAACACAAACCAGUACCAAAGAGCACAUACACAGCCCCAAAAGAAGCAAAGAUAAUGGAGGAAAUUAAAGAGGAGAACCGUCAAAAGGCCAAGGGUCAACUUUAUGAWGCAAACAAGAAACAGUUCAGAUGUGUGAAAGCAGAGAAGUCUGAACACACAAAGAAAAGUUUAGCUCAGAUUGAACAAGACUUGGACUCCAAACUCAAGUUUAACUCUUUUCAUUCUACUGGACUUCCUCUCAGUAAAGCUAACCGCUGUUCUGUUAAGCUAAAUAAUGCAGCCAUUUUGAGGACGGAGUUACUGAACAACCGUCAGCUGGAAGAAGAGCUGCAGAGAGUCGAUCAGCUGGUGCAAGGAGCUCGAGAGCCUUCAUCUUUCCUGCAGUGGCAGAGAGAGAUGCUCGAUAAGGACCAUCAGGAGAAGUUGUCCACGAUUGAACAAAAGAACCUGGAGGUGCGCAUCGGUGCGGCGGAGGUGGUUCUGAUCCGUCAGCGAAUAACCGAACGCAAUCAGAAGGCCGCUCAGCUGAAGAAAGAAGAGACUGCACAACUGAUGCAAAAAUAUGCAGAAAAACGAAUGCGGGAAGAAAAAGAACUGAAAGAGUUGGUGCAACAAGUAGCAGAGGGCCACAAGAAUUCAAAAGCAGCUCUAGAGAAAAUACAGAAACUGAAGCAAAACAUAGUUAAAGAAGUAUCAGAGCAAAGCCAAGAGCUUCUUCGCCAWGCGCUGGAAGAACAACAGGAAGAGCUCUGCAGAAAGUAUCAGAUAAUCCGUGAAAUUCACGCCAUCGAGUCGCUGCCUCGCAUCAGACUCAACCAUUUUGACGACGCGGAGACCGCAGGCCACGAGCUGCUGGGGGAGAUGUCUCUGGCCGAGCUGAAGGAGCGCCUGGCCCUGCUGAGGCAGGCGGAGCGCGCAGAGCAGGAGGAGCGGCGAGGCCGCAUCCUGGAGGAGAAGAAGAGAAGAAGGCUAGAGAUGCUGGAGAAGUUAGACACCAUCGAGCUGCACAGGAGAGUGCGGGCGAAGGCAGCAGCCAACAGGAAAGAGGAGAAGAAGGCCAAGCAGGAGUUCCUGCAGCAGGUGGCUCAGGAUGAGACGGUUUUGGCUCUGAGGAAGAAACUUGAAGAGAAAAAGCAGGAAUGUAAAAGACUGAAGCUAAAUGAGAGAAGUAAGACCUGCAAACAGUCAGCAGCACACACAGAAAGCCACAGUAAGGAAAGUUUCAAGAUUGAAAGCUGGAAGGAACUGGAGCACAGCUUGGCACCCUACAUCCAGGAUGAUUCCCCCCUCAUAGGAGAAAACAGUUAAAAGAAAUGUGCUCCACAAUCUCACUAAGUAAUGUUGUUGCUUUGGAAAAUAUUGUGGAUUAACUUCACUCUUUUUGCCAUUAAACUAAAACAAACUA
Molecule: messenger RNA, 2175 nt
Organism: Austrofundulus limnaeus
Lineage: Eukaryota; Metazoa; Chordata; Actinopteri; Cyprinodontiformes; Rivulidae
Gene: cfap99
Product: cilia and flagella associated protein 99
Exons: 16
Coding region: 150-2078 (642 amino acids)
Source: RefSeq, a predicted model, not a curated record